CCAUUUUUACACUCAAAUUUCUCCGCCCGAUGGAGCUGUCGUCGCUCAACGUGCAUGUCGGGAAAAUGUGAGGUUAGAUUUAUUUGUUUACCAUUUUCAAGGAGUGUAAAUUGCUCGAGAAAUCGGAGGAAAAGGAAGAAAAACAGACUAGACAAUAUGGGAAAGCAGAAGAAAACACAGAAGAUUCAGAAGCAACGGCUGGCAGGGCUGAAGAGGAUGAUCAAGCCACGCGACAAUCGACUGAAGGCGGCCGACAGAGCGCCCCCGAAGAAGAAGAAAGCAGACCCCCAUGUGAUAAAGAUCCACGACACCCCGCAAGUCAGUUCGGCGCUCUUCUUCCAGUACAACACACAAUUGGGGCCGCCGUAUCACAUCCUCGUGGACACGAAUUUCAUCAACUUCAGCAUCCGCAGCAAACUGGACAUCAUCAAGAGCAUGAUGGACUGCCUGAUGGCCAAGUGUAUCCCGUACGUGACGGACUGCGUGAUGGCGGAGCUGGAGAAGAUGGGCCAUCGGCACAAGGUGGCCCUGCAGAUUGUCCGGGACAGUCGAUUCGAGCGGCUGACGUGCAUGCACAAGGGCACCUACGCGGACGACUGCCUGGUGAACAGGGUGACGCAGCACAAGUGCUACAUCGUGGCGACGAAUGACAAGGAUCUGCGGAAUCGCAUCCGCAAGAUUCCCGGCGUGCCGGUGAUGUACGUGGCGCAGCACAAGUACGCCAUCGAGCGCAUGCCGGACGCCUACGGAGUGCCGAUGUAGAUUUUAGAUUGCUUCCGGGAGGGGCAGAAAAGUCUCACGCGAGCUUACAAUGAUUUGAUAUAUAUUUCCAAUCUUAAUUAACCCUCAUACAAUUAAAUACUUUUUCUCGUCAUUACGCGUUUCUCUUUUCAUCUUUCUCUCUUCAUUUUAAAUAUAAGUCAAUAUAGUGUAACCUUUUUUUGUCUCAGUCCAUUUUUUCAAUAGAUUUUACAAAAAUUAAAUUCAUUUCAUCCCCAACCUCGUAACCGCUAAAAGUGCUACAAAUAAUUUUGUCUUUUUUGCCUUAUUUUCUCGAAAUCAAAACACAAAAACCUCGUCCUUGUCCCGUCAGAAGAACAAACAAAAAAAGAGAAAGGAAAACUUACAAGCUAGACAGAAUUUAUAUAGACUAUUUUCUUUUUAUCAUACAAACAAGGAUGGUAAGAAAAGAAUAUAAUGACUAAAAAGAAUCCUAAAAGAAAAAUUGUCACGAAAUCAUCUCAAUUUCUUGUUAAAAAGAAUAUUCUUUAAGAUAAAAAGAAAGAGAAAAAUGCACAACCAACAAACAAGUUAGGAGAAAAUUCUCUCAUCUAAUUUUACGCUUUUUUUUUUAUCUAUUCUUUGAUUUCUCUCUUUUCUUCUUCUUCUCCACACCACAACUAAAUCUUAACGUGUCUCAAUCUCUUAAUCUCCUAUUAUUUACAAUAUAGUUAAUACAUUUUCGAAAACAAA
Messenger RNA from Phlebotomus argentipes, 1473 nucleotides. It is a transcript of the gene Bka, whose product is annotated as rRNA-processing protein FCF1 homolog. NCBI's taxonomy places the organism in Eukaryota, Metazoa, Arthropoda, Insecta, Diptera, Psychodidae. The transcript is spliced from 2 exons. The coding region runs from base 55 to 762 and encodes 235 amino acids. The record is from RefSeq and is a predicted model, not a curated record. Gene Ontology annotation, cellular component: small-subunit processome; nucleolus.